AUGCCCCCACCCCCGCCCCCACCCCCACCCACCACCACCCCCCAGACCCUCUCCUCCCUCGUCGCCGCCUUCACCUCCUUCCUCACCGUCUGCAUCCACACCAUCCUCCACCAACGCGCCCUCUACCCGCCGUCCUCGUUCCUCACCGCCCGCGCCUACAACUACUCCGUCCGCCAGUCCCGCCACCCGGCCGUCUGCGCCUGGGUCGCCGACGCCGUCGCGGCGACCGAGGCCGAGCUGCUCCGCAACGCCGUCGCGCGCGUCGCCCUCGUCGUCUACUCGGCCACCGGCAGCAGCGGCGGCGGCGGCGGCGGCGGCGUCAGGCCGCUCGAGCGCUACGUCUGGGACGUGUCGCGCUUCCCCGUCGUCGCGCGGCCGCAGGACCGGGACACGGUGAUUGCGAGGGCGCCCGCUAGCGCAACGAGUGCGGCGGCGGCAGGAGGAGGAGGAGGAGGAGGAGGAGGAGGAGGAGCGCCGGGGGUGGAGCAACCCGAAGACGUGGACAUGGAAGAGCAGUUCCGCGCCGCGCUGGCGAAGCUGACCGUCUGCGGCGACGUGCUCGGGCCGCUGCCGCCGCGGUGCACCUUCACGCUGGCCGUCGAGCUGAAGGACGAGGCCGGCGUCGAUCCGCCCGUCGGGCACCCGCAGCCGUGGAUACCGGUGCAGCCGGGCCUGCAGGCCGUGCGGAAGAGCCGCCGCCGCCUGCGACAGGGCGGAGACGAAUGUCGUGACGACGACGAGCUCGGUCGGGAUCUGGGCGGGGCGGGGACGACGCCGGUGCGGUCGGUGAGGGCUGGGGAGAUGGUGUUCGAGAUGUGGAUCGAGGAGGGCAAGGCCAAGGCGGAGGUGAUGGCCGAGGAGGGCUUGGAGUCGAAUGCGAGCUCGGUGGACUAUAGGUGA
Messenger RNA from Diplodia corticola, 900 nucleotides. RefSeq names its product dna-binding protein. The transcript has a single exon. Gene Ontology annotation, cellular component: zeta DNA polymerase complex. The record is from RefSeq and is a predicted model, not a curated record. NCBI's taxonomy places the organism in Eukaryota, Fungi, Ascomycota, Dothideomycetes, Botryosphaeriales, Botryosphaeriaceae. Bases 1 to 900 code for a protein of 299 amino acids.